Messenger RNA from Rhodotorula graminis WP1, 1962 nucleotides. RefSeq lists its product as uncharacterized. Lineage: Eukaryota; Fungi; Basidiomycota; Microbotryomycetes; Sporidiobolales; Sporidiobolaceae. The record is from RefSeq and is a predicted model, not a curated record. The transcript has 8 exons. Bases 1 to 1824 code for a protein of 607 amino acids. Gene Ontology annotation, molecular function: protein binding.
AUGGACAGCACGUUCGGCUCGCGCCCGUUCAGCGCAGCGUCCUCGCGCGGCUCGUCCAGCAUCGCCGCCGACCGGGCGCCGACCUCGUCAUCCCCAGCUCCCCCUCUCCCACCUUCCUCGACUACCCCGAUCGCCGCACGCGCACCCGAGCUCUCGCCGCCGACCCCGGCACCGUCGCCCCAGCCGACCGCGCGAGCAUACCCGUCGCUCGAGGCGUCGUCGUCGAGCUGGCGGCCAAAGGGCACCCCGCUCGAGUCGGACCUCGCCCUUCUUCGAUCCGGCGUCAACGCCCUGUCGCGCCGCGCGCGCGAACAGCUCCUCCAGGACCUCCUCGCCGACACGGCCCCGAUCGACCUCUCGCCCCUCUACCCCCUCAUCGUACCCCGCCUCCAACGCGACUUCCUGCGCACCCUCCCGCUCGAGCUCGCGCUCCACGUCCUGUCGUUCGUCGACGAGGCCAAGACGCUCGCGCGCGCGAGCGCCGUCAGCCGGCACUGGCACGCGCUCCUCCUCGACGAGUCGACCUGGCGCCGCAUGUGUUGGAAGUCGGGCUUUGCGCCGCCCGAGAAGCCGGCGCCGCCACCGCCCGUACCCGUUCCCGCCGACGCCACCGUCCGGUACCUCUCCGACACCGACGACCGCUCCUCGUCGGCCGCGUCGUCCUCGUCGGCACCAGCCUCGUCGUCGGCCGGCUCGGCACCGUCGGGCUCGUCGACCCACGUCUCGCCGACGACGGCGCCGCCGCAGCCGCACCGGCCGUUCUCGUACCGGUCGCACUUCAAGCUCGCGUACCUGUCGGAGCAGAACUGGGUUCGCGGCCCGGGCACGCUCCUGAGCACCCAAAUGUCGGUCGACCAGGGCGUCGUCACGUCGAUGGCGUUCGACAACGAGUGGAUCGUCGUCGGCAUGGACACGUCCAAGGUCCACAUCUUCGAGGCCGGCCUCGGCACCUACGUCCGGACCCUCGCCGGCCACGAGCUCGGCGUGUGGUGCCUCACGCUCGCGGGCGCGGUCGUCGUCAGCGGCGGGAGCGACAGGAACGUCAGGGUGUGGGACGUCGCGACCGGUCGCUGCCUGCACGUCCUCCCGGGCCACACGUCGACCGUCCGGUGCCUGCGCGUCCUCGAUGCGCGUCCUGUCGCCGUCUCGGGCUCGCGCGACGGCUCGAUCCGCGUGUGGGACAUUGAGCGAGGGCUCGCCCUGCGCCUGCUGAGCGGGCACCGCAAGAGCGUACGCGCCAUCGAGGUGUGCGGCAACAAGAUCGUGAGCGGGUCGUACGACACGACGGCGAGGUUGUGGAACGUCGACACGGGCGAGUGCCUGCAUGUUUUCCGUGGCCACAUCGGCGAGAUCUACGCGGUCGCGUUCGACGGCGCCCGCGUCAUCACCGGCUCGCUCGACUCGACCGUGCGCGUGUGGAACGCCGAGACCGGCGACUUUCUCGCCCUCCUGCAGGGCCAUACGCUCCUCGUCGGCCAGAUGCAGCUCGACCCGUACUCGGACCUCCUCGUCACGGCCGGCUCGGACGGGACCGUCAUGGUCUACUCGCUCACGACGUACGAGGCGCUGCACCGCAUCAAGGCGCACUCGCAGAGCGUCACGAGCCUCCAGUUCGACGAGCGCUUCAUCCUCUCGGGCGGCAACGACGGCCGGCUCAAGCUCUGGGAUACCAAGACGGGCGCCUACCUGCGGGACCUGUCUGACCCGUGCGACACGGUCUGGCGCGCGCUCGUCCGCGACGACAAGCUCGUGUCGCUCAGCAGGCGCGAUGACCGCAUCCUGAUGGACGUCAAGACGUUCCGCGAGGCGGCGCCGGACUCGUGAGGAGGGUCCGAGCGUGCGAGGGAGGGGUUCUUGGCCCGCGAGGGACGGAGCGGCGACCUUUCUUGCGCUCUUUUCUUUGCCGUGCGACGCACUCUGUCUUGUGCCUCUUUCUUUGCAACUCUUGGUCGUUGCUCUCGA